Rhea pennata is the source of this 1541-nucleotide messenger RNA. It is a transcript of the gene PTAR1, whose product is annotated as protein prenyltransferase alpha subunit repeat containing 1. Gene Ontology annotation, cellular component: cytoplasm. NCBI's taxonomy places the organism in Eukaryota, Metazoa, Chordata, Aves, Rheiformes, Rheidae. Bases 1 to 1308 code for a protein of 435 amino acids. Gene Ontology annotation, molecular function: protein prenyltransferase activity. Gene Ontology annotation, biological process: protein prenylation. The record is from RefSeq and is a predicted model, not a curated record. The transcript has 7 exons.
AUGGCCGAGUCCCCCGAGGAGGUGGCAGUGCUGGUGCAGCGGGUGGUGAAGGACAUCCGCAACGCCUUCAAGCGCAACCCCCACAUAGAUGAAAUUGGAUUAAUACCCUGCCCUGAAGCCAGGUAUAACCGGAGCCCUAUAGUCCUGGUAGACAACAAGCUUGGUGUGGAGAGCUGGUGUGUCAAGUUUCUUUUGCCAUAUGUCCACAAUAAACUUGUCCUCUACAGACAAAGAAAACAAUGGCUGAACAAGGAUGAACUGAUAGAUAUCACAUGUACACUGCUGCUACUGAACCCAGAUUUCACCACUGCUUGGAAUGUAAGGAAAGAAUUAAUACUGUCUGGCACUUUAAAUCCACUUAAAGAUUUGCAUCUUGGAAAACUGGCGUUAACCAAGUUUCCAAAAAGUCCAGAAACGUGGAUUCAUAGACGAUGGGUGCUGCAACAGCUAAUUCAGGAAAACUGCUUACCCACUCUUGUGACUAAAGGAAAUUUGGGAGCAGCACCUGUGGAGAGAAUUCACCGAAUAGUGCAGGAAGAAAUGGAUGUCUGCUCUGAAGCUGCUGGGAGAUACCCAAGCAACUACAAUGCCUGGUCCCAUCGCAUCUGGGUUUUGCAGCACUUGGGAAAACUGACUGUGAAGGUUCUUCUUGAUGAACUUUCUUCCACUAAAUAUUGGGUAUCCACACAUGUUUCAGACCAUAGCGGAUUUCAUUACCGCCAGUUCUUGCUGAAGUCCUUGAUAGGCAGAACUAUGCCUGACAAUAAUAUGCUAGUACAAAAACAAAUGAUAAAUGAGCAAACCCCUAGCCUUCAAAAGGAGGAGGAAGGUGAAGUGGCAGAGGCUGCCUGUGCAGAAGAACAGAGCAUGGAUCUCCCCCAUCAUUUAAACGAAGAGUUAGAACUCUGCACUGAUUUAAUUGAUACUUAUCCAGGGCAUGAAACUUUGUGGUGUCAUAGAAGGCGUGUAUUCUACCUUCAGCACCACCUACACAACAAAAUUCCUCUUCUAAAUGUGGUGGUGUCAUCUGUGGACAGCAGUGAUGAAACUUUGAAUAGUUCACAACCCAGUCCUGCGACCAGUCACCUGGCACAUGCUAUGGAUGUUGAUGGUUUGAAUGAAUCCAGCAGCAAGCAAGGUUAUACCCAAGAAACAAAACGUCUGAAGCGUGCCCCUAUGCAGGACUCCCUUGGCCCAGAAAUGGAAUACAGGUUCAUUGACAAAGUUUUGUCAACUUGUAGAGACGUGGAUCAAAUCAGAUUUGCUACUGCAUAUCGAAAAUGGUUAGUUACUUUUUUAGGUCAGUGAAGGAAAAGUUCAAAGCCUGCAGGGUGAUUCUUAUAGUGCAAUAUUCUCUUUUCAGACACAAAUGCAUGUCUUGGUUGCAAGUGUUAGCUAACCAUGUGAUUCUCACUUUUAAUGGUCAAUGCUAAAGUUCAUAUUCAGAGUAGAUGUCUGUCACUCUAAUAAAGAACUAGCAUACUAUUUUGCUAUCUUUAAUCCUUUUAAAAAUCAUUCUCUUUCUACUUGUGGCAGCUUCC